CACCACGUAUAGCUCAUUCAAUCGCCUAAAUUUUAUGCUGCUGAUGAUCAAGAUAUCUCUCUAACUUUUUUUUAUAAAAUUUAGAAGGGUUAAUUUGAUUAUCAUAACCAACCAAUUCAUAUGUCGAGUGUGUUAGUGUUGUGGUAUAUGAUACACGAUUGAACCUCUCCCAACAACUCGAGUUAUUGGGAUCAACUGGUUCUUGACAUGGUAUCAGAGCCUUCUGUGACCGAAAGGUCUUGUGUUCGAUUCCCAGUGACCCCCAUUUGUUAAGCACAUGGUAUUCUUGUCUUCAAACCUGUGCAAAAUUCAAGCCCUUGUGAGUGGCUUUCGUUUGAGGGGGCGUGUUAGUGUUGUGGUAUAUGAUCCACGAUUGAAUCUCUCCCAACAACUCGAGUUAUUGUUCAAGCCCUUGUGAGUGGCUUUCGUUUGAGGGGGCGUGUUAGUGUUGUGGUAUAUGAUCCACGAUUGAAUCUCUCCCAACAACUCGAGUUAUUGUUCAAGCCCUUGUGAGUGGCUUUCGUUUGAGGGGGCGUGUUAGUGUUGUGGUAUAUGAUCCACGAUUGAAUCUCUCCCAACAACUCGAGUUAUUGGGAUCAACUGGUUCUUGACAGAGUGCGACUUGUGAGUUCUAUCCAAAUCUUCUAUGAUUGCCCUUAACCACGCAGGAUUAUUGAGUUGAUAUAUAUAUAUGUGUGAGACCAUAGGGUACAUAUCGUACUUAAUUACAUGCAAUUUAGUUCGAAGGAGCUGAAGAUAAAGUAAAGCGCGAAUGCAAUGUCGACGAUAGAUCCGAUACAUCACACUAAUGGUUUAGCACAAUUAAUGAUGAUGUUCGACAUGUGCGAACCAAAAUUCCACAUGUAAAUUUUUGUUUCGACUGGACGUGUAAAAGAAUGUCGCCGUUUACGAUAAUAAAUGAUUUGUUUUGACCGAGCAGAGUAAAACUCAUACAAAUCCUUUCCCAACAACUCGAGUCGAUUAAAGUAUUGAUACACGAUUGAGUCAACAUGAAUCGAUAAUUAGGACUUCCGUUUACGAUAAUAAUAUUACAAGCAAUUUUUUGUCAUUGAUGAUGAGUAUAGUGCUACAAACAAACGUGUCUUUGCCCUUAUUACCGACAGUUUUGGCACUGUGGACCACAAACUCUCCCCGCCCUUCCAAUUGGGCUUCAGCUAUUUCAGUGGUGCAAGAAAUGGGCUCGGAGCAACAUUAGCCCAUCAAAUUACCCGGCUAUCUAUAUUGGGCUUUCAUACAGAUUUGAACUAGGCCUCUAACAUACACAUUGGGCCUCGCCUGACGACAAACGGACAUGAGCUAAACGGCGUCGUAAUAGUUUGUGGCCUCUCGGAUAUCCUCGGCCAGUCGGCCUUACCCGCGAUUAUUUACGCGUGGUUUCAUUUCAACUUUUCUGGAUCGAAUAAUAAUUCUUCCCGGUGGCUUCGUCCUCCUCCUUCCGCCACAACGAUUUCCACCACCAACGGCUGCCUGAACCCUAAGAUUCGCCCAAUCCCUAUCCCAGAAAUUAUUCCCGAUUCCCACUUCAUAAUUUCAUUUGUCUUCCUCCAGAGAGUCAGGGCUUUCGAGACGCCAUCGAUUUUUCCAUCGUCGUAAAGCGGAUAGACAGUUGAGCUUCGCAUUUGUUGGCGUAAGUCUUCCGUUUGAUCGGCAAUUUUCAGCUUCGGGUCAUAGUCACCCAAGUCGGAAGAAUCUCCGAAGAUGGAGAAAGUAAUGAACUUGAUAAAGCCCAAGGCCAAUCCACAGCAGCAGUUGAGGGAUUGGCAGCGGAGGCUCCGUCAAGAGAGCCGUAACAUUGAGCGUCAAAUCAGAGAUAUUCAGAGAGAAGAGAAGAAUGUACAGAAAGCAAUCAAAGAAGCAGCCAAGAGAAACGACAUGGGCUCUGCUAAGGCGCUUGCUAAAGAGCUUGUGAGAUCUAGGCAAACAGUGAACCGUCUUCAUGAGAACAAGGCACAAAUGAAUUCCAUAUCAAUGCACCUUGGAGAAAGUGUGGCAAUUGCACGCACUGUGGGACAUCUAUCAAAGAGUGCCGAGGUUAUGAAACUUGUCAAUAACCUGAUGAAAGCUCCAGAAGUUGCUGUUACUAUGCAAGAGUUCAGCAAAGAAAUGACCAAGGCUGGAGUGAUUGAAGAGUUUGUGAAUGAAGCUGUGGACAAUGCUCUGGACACAGAAGAUAUGGAGGAGGAGAUCGAGGAAGAAGUGGACAAGGUGUUGACUGCUAUAGCUGGCGAGACUGCAGCUGAAUUGCCGCAAGCAGUCAGAAAGGAGAGAGUAAAGCAACCAGCUCAAACUGCUAGAGCAGCUGAGGAAGAAGCCAUUGCUGAGGGUGGUGAUGAUGAGGAAGAACUAGAAGAGAUCAGGGCUCGACUUGCCAAAGUUAGGUCUUGAGUAAUUAUCAGUUGCUUUUUAAAUGCUCGUCGUCUCAACACCAGCCUCUUUUCCCUCUGCCAUGGAGGAAAUUCUGAUGUAUCAAUGAAGAGUAAAAUGUGUUGUGUUCUGUAUGAAAAAGCAGCCUGUAACUAUAUUGGCCACCAUCUGCGCCGCCUCGGAUGACUUGAUAUCAUUGCCCGACUGCUUCAUACCUCAUAUGUACAAAGAAGGGAGUAGUUAAUAUCUUUCCAGCCCUGUAAUGCCCUGCCAUUUGUGGCUCUCGAGUUCCCGGUUCACGGUUCAUCUGAAGGCUGCAUUUCUGCCAAUUUGAUCGUUCCUGUGUUUUUUUUUUCUGUGCCUCGAUCGUCGAAGUGGAUACAUGAACACACUUGGACCUCAAAACAUGGGAUCAUUUCGCCGAAGUUAAGGUAAAUCCUGAACAUUUAUGGUAACUCCUUUGUGUAAUCUGCCUAACAAUAUGGAAAUCGCAUAUGCAAAGUAACUACUUUCUAUGCAGAGUUGACAUAGAUCCAUGGCAUUCCAAGUUGCACAUGUGGGGGUGAACUGAUAAAUCAGCUAGAUUGCAGAUUUGGCAAUGAAAUUUAAUUAGGCAAUUUGGUAUAUAAACACAAUUUAUAGACGAUACUUAUACCUCUAUAAUCCAUUAAUCGUGUAGUUUGUCCAUUGUCGUGAUUUCGACACUAGCGUUUCCUCCCAAGCCAAGCCAUUGCUGCCUGGCCGAGCAAAUGAAUGGUCUGUUAUCGCAUGGCGUCCACGUUAAUUCCAGUGGGAUAAUCAAUUAAUCUCCAGUCGGACUUGGACCCCGAAUUUGGGUUUAACAAUAAACACAAGUUGCAACUGAGACACACGCUAAUUUCCAUCCUCUGGUCCCGGCAUGACGACGGUCGACGGCAGAUUAAUCCAAUAUACGGCAUGCUCUGUUUUUCCUUCCCGGAGUGAUUACAGGGGCUUAGAUUGGACCUCGUUACAGUUGCAAUGGAGUGGGAUUUUGGAAGCCAUCAGUUUGUUUGUUUUCGUUUAUGAAAACCCUUAUCUCACUUUGAGUGAAAGACCAUUCUUUUUUGUCGAAUAAUGAAUACAAAAAAUGGUCCACCAUGGAAAGAACAAAAACCAGAAGAAAAUGGGAAGGAAACCAAACAGAACCCUUCAUAUAUCGGAUAUCUUGCACGCAAGAUCAUCAUCUCUUUCCCUGAAAAUCCUCCUAAAAAGACAGGGGGAAAUUGGCACAAAAUAUCUAGAAAUGAAAAUGCUGUUAUCUUUAUAGUAAAGCAAGAUGCAAAGAGAACUGGAAUAAUAACAAUGGGGGGAAACUAACUUGAAUUGCAAUUCUGUUCGGACCUUUCCCCCAAAGUAAUCCAAGAUGUAAAGGUUUUACUCAAUAGGAAGAAGUGGAUAGGUAGGGAUCCAAAAUUUGCUAUGAGUUCUAUGGUGAAUAGUAAAAGAAAAAACAAAGUAAAGCUUGAGAGAUUAGGAUCUUAGUGGCAGAAAUCCAAAAUGUGUGAUAAGUAUUAGUCGUAUAUUAUCUAUAGUUUACUCUUCAAGCGAGCAUGAUAUCCCCUUUCGUUAAAUUAGUUUCGUCAUCGGCCUAUCUAAAAUAAUUGAAUGAGUGUGAACUUAUGGUGAAGAUAUUGAUAUUGAAUAGGACGAGUCUUGGUUCAAAUCUCACCGUCGUCAAUGUAGAGAAUACAAUUUGUUAUCAAGA
Molecule: messenger RNA, 4111 nt
Organism: Linum trigynum
Lineage: Eukaryota; Viridiplantae; Streptophyta; Magnoliopsida; Malpighiales; Linaceae
Source: the annotation of a GenBank genome assembly